AUGAACGCCCAGGCCGUUGCAAACAUCAUUUGGGCCAGCGCGAAGCUGUCAGAUUCUGGAGAUGACUCUCUGCUGGCCUUGCUGCCGGCGUUAAGUGGCAGGGUCCAAGAAGUGAAGCAGGAUAUAAACGCACAAGAGAUUGCAAACAUCAUUUGGGCCAGCGCGAAGCUGUCAGAUUCUGGAGAUGACUCUUUGCUGGCCUUGCUGCCGGCGUUAAGUGGCAGGGUCCAAGAAGUCAAUAUGAACGCCCAGGCCGUUGCAAACAUCAUUUGGGCCAGCGCAAAGCUGUCAGAUUCUGGAGAUGGCUCUCUGCUGGCCUUGCUGCCAACUCUGGCAGUGAGGGCGAAGGAGGUGCGUUCCCAGAUGAAGCCGCAAGCUAUUCACAUGAUCAGCUCUGCUUCCAAGCAGCUUUUGAAUACGUUGACAGACACCGACAUGUUGGAGGCCUGCCAGCGUCUCAGCAAGAUCUAG
Molecule: messenger RNA, 471 nt
Organism: Effrenium voratum
Lineage: Eukaryota; Dinophyceae; Suessiales; Symbiodiniaceae
Source: the annotation of a GenBank genome assembly